GAUGUUCAGGAGUACAGGAGGAGGAGAAGGGAACGGAUUGCUAACCGAGCUAGCCGGAUCCCUCCCGAUUAGAGAAACACGGCUGAACGUGGUCAUGUUGCACACGGUAGGCUUGGAUUAUCUGCCUCGCUGCUGAACGGGGGAGGGGGGGGUGGGGGGCAAAAGAGACUCUUUAACGGACUAUCUAAGCCGGUUCGUGAGGAUUUUCAAAAUCUGAGCCCGAAGCGAGUGAACGUUAGCUGGCCUAGCCGAACUCGGGAGCUCGUCUCCCAAAAACAAGAAUGGGGUCUAGGUCCAGUCGGAUUAGCUCGCUAGUAAAGUGACCUUUGAUUGUGUUCUUUUGAUGGCGAAUUUCACGAACUACCAGGAAGGUAAGGCGGCGAUGUUGAUGGUGGAGACGGCCGCGGCGACCGCAAACGGGGACGGCUCGGUCGGGGAACCCCCUUCCCCGUUAAUUAAUAUCAGCGGCGGUGCAGGAGGAGGAGGCGGCGGCGGCGGCUCUCGGUUCCAUCUACCGCCCUCAAACCACCUCCACCAUCAACACCUCAGCCACCAUCAACCACAACAGCACCACCACUACCAGCUGGCGCCGCAGCAGCAGCAUCUUUCCGGGGAAAACAUCGCCGAGUCCCCCGGCAGGAAAGCCUCCUCCUCGGUGCUCGGCCAGGUACACGCCGCUGAGGACCCCGCCGCUGCCGCGUCUCCUGCCGCUUGCAGCAGCAGCGGCGGCGGCGGCGGCAGCAGCAGCGGCGGCCAUGUAUACGCCGCUGUGAAUGUCGUCAAUACCUCGGACGUUGGGGAUGAUAUUCGCAAAUUUGGCUAUUUGAGAAAGCAAAAACAUGGACACAAGCGGUUUUUCGUGCUCAGGGCGGCCAGUCACCUCGGGCCGAGCCGCCUGGAGUACUACGACAGCGAGAAGAAAUUCAGGAACUGUCUGCGCUCUGCUGCUGCGGCCGCCGCCAGCGGUGGAGCGGUCGCCCCUUCUCCUCCGAAAAGGGUUAUUUACCUCUCCCAGUGCUUCACGGUGAACAAAAGGGCGGAUUCUAAAAACAAACACCUCAUUGCCCUUUACACUAAGGACGAGUAUUUUGCUAUUGUGGCUGAAAACGAGCAGGAGCAAGAGGACUGGUACGUGGCUGUCAGUGAGCUUAUGAGUGAGGGUAAAAAAGGGCACUUGGAUUCGGAUGAUUUAGAUGAUGGAUACGGUACUGUAACUCCUGGUACUGUGUUUAAAGAGGUGUGGCAGGUGAAUGUGAAACCUAAAGGACUGGGUCAAACGAAAAACCUCACAGGUGUUUACCGGCUAUGCCUCUCAACAAAAACCCUUCACCUCGUAAAGUUGAACUCUGAAACCCCCUGUGUUAACCUUCAGCUGAUGAACAUCAGACGCUGUGGACAUUCUGAAAGCUUUUUCUUCAUCGAGGUGGGUCGCUCCUCCUCCAUCGGGCCCGGGGAGAUAUGGAUGCAGGUGGACGAUUCUGUCGUGGCCCAAAACAUGCACGAGACUAUCUUGGAGACGAUGAAAGCCCUGAAAGCUUUUGCGGAGUUCAGACCGAGGAGUAAGAGCCAAUCAUCAGGCUCCAACCCGAUGCCGUUCAUCACAACGCGGCGCCACCUUGGCAACCUGCCACCGAGCCAGACUGGACUGCAGCGGAGGUCGAGAACGGAGUCUGUCGUUGGCACGCCGCCUUCGAGUAAAAGCUCCGGCGCCAGUGGUUACCGCUUCCGAACAUCCAGCGAGGGCGAGGGGACGAUGAAUCGCCCGUUCCGCUCCGCCACCGGAAGCCUGGUCCACCUCAACUCCACACGUGCCCAUCACGGUCGACAGGACGGGGUGGGAAGCGGCGGCGGAGGCGGCGUGGCUACAGGGAAUGCCGGCACCAGCACCGGAAGCGGACGCUACGUCAGAGCCAUCCCCGGCACGUCAUCCACCUACCACGCCCGCUCCGCCUCUCUGCCGGUCUCCCACUUCCCUUCCACCACCAGCCCGGUGAGCGUCUCCUCCAGCAGCGGACACGGUUCGGUCUCCGACACCCUCACGCGCCCCUCGAGUGCCUCGAUAUGUGGCUCGCCAUCGGACGGCGGCUUCAACUCCUCCGACGAAUACGGCUCCAGUCCCGGUGACUUCCGAUACUUCCGGGUGAGGAGUAACACGCCGGACUCUCUGGGCAACACCCCACCAAUCAGAGAGGAGAACUGUCUGAAUGACUACAUGGCGAUGGGCUGGAACCGGGAGGUCUUUGGCACCGGCGCCGGGUCCGGAAACAACAGCGGAGCUGACACGCCACGUGACGAGAGCACGUCGACGACAGAGGACGAGCGCUUGUCUUCGUCAUCAUCAUCACUAAGGAGGAGGACUCACUCCUUUUCCAGGCCGGCGGGCGGAGCAACCGGUGGUUCUGGAGUGGCGGUUUACCAGAAAAUGACCCAGACCAACUUCUCCUUAGAAGAGGGGUCCGAUAUCGUGUUGCCGUUCGGGAGUGGAUUGCUCCGCGGCGGGCCCUCUUCCUCCUCGUCCUCCCUCCGCUCCGACUACAGCUCCUGCUCCGAGCACAGCCAGCAGAGCCGCCCCUCCACGCUCUCCAGGACGGAGGCCGGCAGCGAGCGGCCGCCCCUCUCCUCCUCCUCCUCCGCCGCCGCCGCCAAGGAAGACAGCGGCUACAUGCCCAUGUUGUGCGGCGUGGCGGCGUCCCCGCGAGACACGCCCACCGACUACAUGCCUAUGCAACCCGGCUCUUACUCCCACUCCCCCCAGUUCCACAGUCCGGCUUUAGGCCCCCGCUCGGCCCACCACCAACCCCAGCUCCAGCCGCAGUCCUCCAGAGACUCCCACGGCUACAUGAUGAUGCUCCCGGGGGGCAGCGGCAGCUCCCCCUCCCCUGGUCACGCCUCCCCCAGCCCUCACAGCAGCUCCAGCAUGGCAGGCGCCGGUGGGAGUGAGAGCAUAGCGGAGAGACCUGAGAACGGAGAGUAUAUGGACAUGUCGUACAGCAGCAGCAGCAGCAGCGGGGGGCGCAAGCUUUCAAACGAAGGGUACUACACAUCCGGCACACCUGAGAGCACCCCGAAGUCUUACAGCCCCUAUUUCUCCCUCCCUCGCUCCUACAAGGCCCCCACCCGAGAGAGAGACGAGAAAGAGUACGGGGAGUAUGUUCCGAUGAGUUCUCCUGCCAAACCUGUCUUUUCAUCAGUCGCCACAGCUUCUUUUUCCACACCUGAGAGAGGCGGGGGUAGUAGUAGCAGCUCCACUCCCUCUCACCCACCCCCACCUUACGGAGCCCACCACACGACUGCAGCAAUGGUCGACAGACGCGUUGUGAGGCCUAACCGCCUCCCCUUGGGCAGGAGAAGCUUUCACGGCCCACUUAGGGUUAGUGAACCCCCCACAGCGUCUGCAGGCACCUCCACCUCUGUCCCCGCAACUGUCAGCUCCUCCGAGGGUCCUUCCAGUCCUGGAGAGUAUAUCAACAUUGAGUUUGGUGAUCACUACCCCCUCCAACAGCAGCCCCCUGCCUACCCCCUCUCCGCUGAAGAUGAAGUACCUGCCCUGGGGUCCGUCGACCACCGUCGCUCUCCUCCUCAGCCCCAAACUCACCAGGACUACAUGAGCGUGGAGGUCGGGGCAGACCAGCGGGACAGCGGCGAAUGUCUGGGUAAAAACCAGUCCCCUCGACCCAGCCUUGUCGCCCCCUGGAACCCGCCCAGUUACAUCAGACCCCUGGCUAGCAAUCCCGGGGCACUGGCCUCCCCGGGAGUCCCUGCAGGGGGUCACUGGAGGUCGAAGGGGGACGACUACACGGACAUGACGUUCAACCUCAGUAGAGGCGAGAGGACUCAAACGAGCCCCACGGCCAUGCUGCAGCACCUCUGCGUCAUCGAGGGGCGAUACGGCCACGCCACCUCCGCCUCUUCCUCGUCCAGUUCCCCUCCUCUUCCUCCGUCGAGCCCCGGCAGGGCGGCAACGCACCAACCGGAACCCAAGGUGGUCCGGGCGGACCCUCAAGGCAGGAGGAGACACAGCUCGGAGACGUUCUCCUCCACUUCCUCUUCUAAUUCAACUCCCUCCGGAGGCGGCCCCUCGUCCUCCUCCACCCACCCCUCGCAGGUCAACCCCUCAGCCCCCAAUGGAUCAUCCUACCUACAGGAGGGACAGGCCUCCAGGUGGGCCAGCUCAGCGUCUUUUGACAGUGUUUGGGUAUCGGUGGAGGGUCUAGGUGACUCCCCAGCCCACCAUGCUCCAACAAGAGCUGUGGAGAUGGGUUCAGCCUCCGGGACCUCAGCAGCAUCCUCCUCCUCCUCCUCCUCGGGGGCCGGAGGAGCCAGAAUGUGCAGGAACAUGUCUGUGGGCUACCAGAACGGCCUGAACUACAUUGCCUUGGAGCUGAGGGAGGAUGGAAGUAACGCGGGAGCCGGAAGCAGCAACGGGAGCUCAUCAGCAGCAGUGGCGGCGGCGGGGACGGUGCCUCUGCCGGAGAACGGAGCCUACGCCAGUAUAGACUUCACCAAAUCUGACGGAGUCACUACAACAACAAAAGACUGAGCGUCGAGACGGUAGAGGUUCUCCACCCUCCUUCUUCUCCUCCUCAUCUCUCCACUCGGGGCACUUGACUCUGCCCGUGACCCUUUGGCCCCCCUCCGCAACUGGUGACUUCUGACCUCCUCGCCGCUCCCCCCUGGAUGCAGAAAACAACAACAACAACAUCAUAACAGAUGACAAAAAAAACGCUUGCAGUUUUUUUUUUUUUUUUUUUUAUGUGUAUUUCAUUUUUUUUUAUUUUGUUUGUGUUUUAUAUGCAUAUCUUGUCCAGUUUUUUAAAAUAAUUUCUCCCUCUCACAAUCGAUGCUGCCAGUUUGCGCUGCUUUUUCCUCCCUCAUGUUAAACAGACUUAUUUGACAGAGGGGGGGAGGGGUCAACAGAACCCUAGAUGGUCUUAUUUUCAAAUGCUUCUCCGUACGGUAUUAAAAAGGGAGGCUGGAUUACUAAGCAAAGGCAUUAUGGUACAGACUUGGAAACUUUUAUAAUGAAUUUAAUUUAAAACAUUAUUUCUUUUAUUAUGAUUUUUUUUACCCCUUGCAUAAUCCAUCCUCUACACGGUACCAAACAGUUAUUACAUUGUUGACAGAGUUGAAUUAGAAAUGUUUUUCUGAAUGGAUUAAACCCUAAAAUGGUACAAGCUCGUGGCUGGAUCCAAUUUAACCCCUGAGUCGACAAGUGGCAUUGCACAAGUACACUGCUUUUCCCCCUCUUCUUGUCUGGAUUAGGUACAGUACACCAGACCAGAACCCUUUGGAUUACAAUUUCUCUUGGCUACUAUUGACAAACAAAGCCAGUUUUGAAAUCCAUCUGGGGAAAAGAGAGAUUUGGUACUUGGCAACAGUCACAGUGGGUAACCCUAAGGCAUUAUUAUUAUUAUCCUCAUAUUCUGUAGCACAUGUCAUUUAUUUUUUGCAAUAGGUACAAAUAUUCUGGUACAUGUCUGUCUGAUGGUACUCUCAAGGCAAAGGGAAGAAAGCCGGCCACUAAUCGAAUGCUGGAAAGUGUAUUUGUCUUAGGUCUGCCUCUUAUUCAAGCAACUACGUCAAACUGAUAUGCUUGAAAGAAUAGUUCGAGAUUUUUGGAAAUACCACAGUCUGUUAUCUUUCUGAGAGUUAGACGAGAAGAUUGAUACCACACAUGUAUGUCUGCAUUAUUUAAAGCUACAGCUAGUAGAUGUUAGCUAUUAGCUUAGCAUACCUUAGCAUAAAGACUGAAAGCAAGGGGAAAGAGCUGGCAAAUCCCUUUGUAAAUUGAUAUUCACAUACUUUGUUUUUUGUACAGGCUAAACAAUUUGCCAUGUAAGAUAUUAAUAUACGAGUUUAACAAUUGCUGAUGCUGAAUUUUGUUGCACUCAGAAAUCUAAGCUGACCCAACUGUGGCUACAAUUACAAUUUUAUUAUUUAAAAGUAGUAAUAAUCUUCUCAUCUCCUCAUUUUGAAAAUACACUAUUCUGUUAUCUUGCUGAGAGUGAGACAAGAAGAUUGAUACCCUAUGUGUCUGCAAUAUUUGGCACUACAGCAAGUUGUGGUUAAGCUUAGCUUAGCUUUACAUAGCUGAGCAUAAGACUUGAUGCACAGGGGAAACCGCUCGCAUGCCUCUGUCAAAAGUAUACAAAACAUCAUCUCUAAAGCUCUCUCAUUAUAGAAGUUAUAUUUUAUAUUUUAGUUUUUUAAAUGCAUUUAAAACCCUAAAUUUAAAAAAAAAAGUGUAUUUACUUUUUUGGGGGGGGGUUAUGUGCUGAAUAAGUCCUAAAAUAAAUAUUGUCCCACAUCACUUUUUAAUUGAUGUUGGUACACUUUUUGGGGCAUUUUGGUGAAUGUUGAUAAAAGUUGUUACCUUCAGAAUUAGAGUAGCUGUAAGCUAUGCUAAGCUAAAACUAGCUGCUAGCUGUAGCUACAGACAAAAUGUUAUCAUACAAUAUUGGUGAACAUCUUCUCAUCUUACAGAAAGAGCAAACAUGCAUUGUUCCAAAAGUGUUGAGCUGUUCUCUUCAAAACAAAACAGCUUGUAGAGGUUUUUUUUAAAAACUCAGCUGCUAACCUCGAUGGAUAAAAAGUUAGUUGACCACUGCUGCAUUAACAUUUCAGUUUUACCUCAUACGGUCCGUAGCACAGUUCAGGUUAGCAGGGCUUUCCAUAAACGAUGGCUAGUCUCUUAAUUACAGCCGGCUGCCUUUUCUCAUUGUUGACUCUAAUAAAUUAGUUCUGACUAACAAGUUGUAAAUUGCUUUUCCUGUACAUUUUUCCCCAAUAUGCCACGCAGACGUUAAACUAAGUUAGGGUGGGGCUACUUUCCAAAUCUGCCCUCUUUUCCAAAUAUGGUCACUUCUGGCUAAACCAAAACAGCAACAUCCUAAACAUGAACCAGUUGGUGAUAUAACUAAGGCCAACCCUGUUUCUUAUCGAGGUUGUCAAUUAUUUCGAUACCACAUAGUUUUAAAACGAUACAAUCUCUCUGUAGUUUUUAAUAAUAGACCUUUCUAACCAAAAGAGAGAAAGCGAGAGAGCACUGCCUUAAUUGUUCAAACACAUUGGCAAAGCAUCAUUACCGAAACAUUGCCAAUGUGUAUGCAAUUUAGGUUGGUAAUAAAACCAAUAUAUUAUCCAAACUUGGUGCCUAGGACUUGAAUUGUGUCGUAUCUAAUUUUAAAAUUCUGGUAUCCGGUGACAACCCUAUUUCUUCUACACAGUCUGUGGCAUAUGAAACAGGUGGGCUGUAGAUUAAUUCAGGAGCUUUUUUGUAGGAGUUAUUUUGUCUCGAGCCUUUUUAGUCCAUAUAAGGGUUGAUCACUAUGUACUGUCUCCACUAUAAUUGUUUGUAUUGUAUUGUUUUUAACAUCUUUCUCUCCAGUGGUGGGCUAAUUCGUAUUAUAGGUAGCACCUGCCGUAAUGUUGUGAUGAUCCCCGUUUAACACACUUCAACAGUUGUUAAUGUCAGAGUAACAGGCCAAUGUCAAACAGGGAGGAAAAGUUGGCUAUUGAAAAUUCCAAGAGCCCCCAAAUCUGGGCUUUUGCAGCCCCCUUAUUUGGCAUCUUUUUCCCCAGUUGUAGACUACUCCAUGUUUAUGGAAAGCCCUGGGUUAGUGAGGGAGAGUUGCGCUAGUUACAUAUGCAUGCAUAAAGCUGCUAAAGAUCAGACAUUGCCCCAUGGAUGCAAACACCAGGCCUAUGUGCAAACAUGGAAACUCUGCAACCUAGUUCAGUGGCAUUCACACACACACACACACGUAUGUCACAAAGACACACGUCACAGUCAUGCGGCAUCGCCCAUGCCUGCUCUCAUAACGCACACUUUCACACACAAGUCACACAGCCCUAUUUAGACGGUAGAGGGUAACUCCUGCGUCGCCUUUCGUUUGGUUCUGUUGGUCAGCGGCUCUGAUAUUUCACAUGCACACACACAGACAUGUAUGCAUGCUGGUGUGGUCGUCAUUGGCCGCGGGUGACGUAGAGAGGGUUUCCAGUAAUCUGAGCUCUAGUCCCAGGUGCACAGUGCUGCUCAUACUUGCCCCCGCGCCCACACACACACACAUCUAUCACAGUUUAAUUCCGAGCUCUCGCGCAGACUGAUACGCCCGUAUUUAGCGUUUCUACUCGCGCUGCUCUCCCAUGACUAUAACCCCCACGCAACUGUUUUCAUGGAAAGAAAAAGUGUUAAAACACAAAGACUGACAGCUAACGUAGCCCACGGAAAGCAUUGUUUUUUUUGUUCAGAAUUCACUCAUCUAAUGCUAUCUUUGCUCUCUUCCUGAUUUUUUUAUUUUUUUUUAUCAACCCACUUUUCUUCUUGGUUUUAAUUUUGUGUUUUUUUGGGGGGGGGCGGUUGAAAGCUUGUCACUCUCACUGUGCUUUUGUGUGGGACUCAUCGUUGUCAGCCUCCACCUCGCGCAGCAGGGAUGCUAAUCUGGGAGGGAGGUGCAGGAGCUGAGGUGUCUUUAAAUAACUGUCGCUUUUUCGCAGCGCUCUUAGAAGUAGCGGAGGGAUGAUCUCGGAGUGACUGUGAUUGACGGCUUACUUGAUGCUCUGAGCUGCACUGAUGCAGUAAACUCUGCACAUCUGGUGCUUCAUGUUCAUUGAAAACACUACUACAAUCACUGUGACUUAGACGUUGGUACAAAGACAAAGGUUAGCUGUUUGGUGCACAUGCUAGGGUACAUAGAGUACUAGAAACAAACUUUGAAGCUGCAGAAAUUACAAUUCUUGAUAAUCAAAAACAUUUUGGCGCUGGUUUUGCUCAGUUGGUAGAGAGGGCACCCAAUGCCCAGACGCUAACAGUCCUCAUCGAACUGGUCGCAGGUUCGACUCCCAAUCCUGACGCUGUUUGGUGCAUGUCAUCCCCCCGUCGCUCUCUACCUAUCUAGCCAAAAAACAAACAAAAAAAAGAUUUUAAAAACCUCCAUAGAUUGCACAAAAACAAUAUUUGGAAAUCAGCACUCCACCUUUCAAUCGAGGCCCUGAAGUUCAGAAAGACAUUUCCAUCUUGGCACCAUGUUAUCACCUUCUUUGCACAGUUUAUAUUUUCGUGCAUACAAAAUAUAGAAAUAUUUUUUUAAACUUUGUGCAAACGUCUUGUCUUUCGACUCAAAAUGCUUUCAGAGGUUAGAUUGAAUUCUUGCUGAGUGAUUUCCUUCUGCUCAAUCUGGAUGGAUCUGAAUGGGAUUCUUGUGAUGUUAAAGUUGUAGCAUGUGCAUCAAACAAAGAUUUGUCUGCUCAAAAAACAAACUUCGAGCUACAAAUUGGGUAUUUUGUAGAGUAGUCAACCGUUGCUUCGCUUGAGUUACCCGAGAGCUGAAGUUCACAGCAUCAAAUAAAACCAGUGUGUCCAUUAUUUCAUGAUUUAAAGACUGACCAGUCACCAACGCUUAGUCGUAAUCACCCAAACUUUCAAUAAUCUUUUACCUCGGACAAAAUCGCCUCAUUGAUGCGUUCGUGCUCCCCCUCCCCCACCUCCCUUUUUAAAAAACAAAAUAUUCCAGUCACGACAAAGCCACAAAACCCAGAAACGCCACCAUUAAAGAAAGUGAUCUUCCUGUUAAUGAGGCUCAUAAUGGGGAGGUUAAAGCCAACAGGAGUUUUUUGAACAGUGGGGAACCCCCUUUUUUUUUUACCCCCUUAUCGCCCUCUGGAGGGUUGAGAUAAUUAAGCAUUACGUGUAAAACGUUCCCCCUAAGCAGGCCGAUGUUGUAAAUGGUCUCAUUUCAAAGCUUGAAUCCUUGAAAAUGCUGUUUAGAAAUCUAAACUCUGUGAUUUGUCUUAAAUGUACAUGAUGAACAAUUUGAGGUGUUUGUCUUUCUUCCCAUUUGGCGAACAAAGAAUUGAAUAUACGAUUAUUUUUGGCUGCAGCUGCCUGACAAACGAGACAUUUCUUUUUUUCGUUUCUUUGGAAAUUGUUUUUGUGUUAUUUCAUGCUACGGCGAAGUGUUGCUUUUGAGUUUCUUUUUUUUUUUUUUUUUUUUUUUUUAAGGCUAUGGCAAAAAAAAAAUGUUAAGAGCUAGAUUUUGGGGAAUUGACAAGAGUCCCCCUUAAUUUAUUUGAAGCAUUGUUGAAAAAUGGAAUUAUGUCGUUCAUGUGUGAUUGCCUUUCACGUUGACUUUUACCACCCGCCCAAUGUUUGAAUCCCUUGUUAUGACUGAAUGAAUUUUACACAGAAUCUGUGUUCGUUUUGGCAACGAUUCAACCUCAAAUCUGUCCUCAAUGUUUUGAUUUUUUUUCUUGUUGGGGUGGAGAGAUGAGAAAGAAAUGAGACCUACGUAAUUUAUAUAUAUAUCUAUAAAUAUAAAUAUAUAUAAUCCUCGCAGAGAAGACUUAGGGUACUGCAUCAUUAUGCAAACUUGUGUUUCCCUUUUCCUCUUUAUCUUUCGGUUUCUUUUGUAUUCUAGUUUACAGAGGGAAAAGAAUCAUCUUAUUUUUGGUUGUUUGUUAUAUCGGGGCGACCUCGUGUCUCUGAAAAACGAAGCGACACAGUGGUAGUAUUUUUUUUAAGAGUACAUAGGCAUUUUGCAGUUAUUUGUAUAAAGAAAUGGGUUACAACCUCUGCCUAAUGUUUAUUUUUUGUAACUAUAUUACAGUUUAUUUGCUGCUGUGUAGUAACAGUUGGAAAUGCUGUCGAUGGCAUAACGACGACAAUGACGACGAUGUUCGUUGCCCUGCUAUCAGACGCAGGACCUCCCCUCCCCCACCCCCCCCCCCCCCCCCCCCCCCCCCCACCCCUGCUAAUUUUUUCCCCAAAAGUUCGGAGGAUUUCAGUGGGAAAAAGCAAAUCCCACUCUACCCUGCUACCUGUGUUUUUAGUUUCCGAGUUGAAUGCUGUUGUUUAUUAGCUUUACAGGAAAGAAAAAAAUACUGUGGAGGUGUGUAUCCUUCGUAUGUGCGUUACUUUUCAGCGACGUAUGUCCUAUAUAGGAAAACGAGGAAAACAGAGUUAAAAAAAAAAACAAACAAACGAGAAAACCGUGGUGGAAAUGGAAAUCCCCCCUCCUGUAAAUAACAAAAACUCAAGUUGUCGCUUUUUUCAUGUUAUGAUGGGCGCCUCGACAGGUGCCCCCCCCCCCCCUCCCCUCUAUUUUUGUUUCAUUUCCUUCUAUUUCUUUCUCUCUCUUUUUCCUCGUGGAGGGGAAAGGGGUAGGAGGGGUACUCAGAGGCGAUUUGAGCAUCGGCAUAGUGUUUAUAUUUAUCAAAACUUUUUUGCUUUCGAUAGAGCUAUUGCAAUAAAAAUGUGUUCAUGUA
This is a messenger RNA of Labrus mixtus (cuckoo wrasse), 11262 nucleotides long. It is a transcript of the gene irs4b, whose product is annotated as insulin receptor substrate 2-B. Gene Ontology annotation, molecular function: insulin receptor binding; phosphatidylinositol 3-kinase binding. NCBI's taxonomy places the organism in Eukaryota, Metazoa, Chordata, Actinopteri, Labriformes, Labridae. Bases 344 to 4540 code for a protein of 1398 amino acids. The record is from RefSeq and is a predicted model, not a curated record. The transcript is spliced from 2 exons. Gene Ontology annotation, cellular component: cytosol; plasma membrane. Gene Ontology annotation, biological process: insulin receptor signaling pathway.